Molecule: messenger RNA, 324 nt
Organism: Suillus subalutaceus
Lineage: Eukaryota; Fungi; Basidiomycota; Agaricomycetes; Boletales; Suillaceae
Exons: 3
Coding region: 1-324 (107 amino acids)
Source: RefSeq, a predicted model, not a curated record
AUGUAUAUGGUUGGUCUCGGCUCUGGUAUACCUGUUAUAUUUUUAUUCCCCAUGAUCAAUGCUCUGGCUCGAGCCUAUGGAAUGAACUUCGCUAUGUGGUUGGCCAUUGGCAUUCAACCAAGCAUAGGAUUGUUUAUUAGAGCAGCUGCUCCUAAUUGCGCCUCCAUUGGAGUAACCAAUGGCAUUGUCCAGUUCAUUAACGGGGUAGUGAGGAUUAUUGCACCAGAAGGUCGUGAUGCGUGGCUGGCAUACUACUUUUUCAUGGCGCUCGCAUUUCUCACUAUUGGUAUUUCUAUGGUCCUGCCUCGUGAUCCUAGUCUAUGA